AUGACUAGUACGGGAGGGACAUCACAAAUUAACAAAAAAGUUGUAUCAAAGGAUGAAUGGGUCAAAAAAUUAUCAGAUGUCAAGAUUGAUAAAGCGGAUCUUAAUAAACUUAUCAUGAAUUAUUUCGUGAUUGAAGGAUAUAAAGAUGCAGCAGAAGCAUUUAGUCAAGAAUGUGGAUUAUCACCAAGCAUUGAUGUUGAUUCCAUACAAGAUCGAAUGAAUAUUCGAAACGCUAUUCAAAAUGGGAACGUUGAGGAAGCAAUUGAGCGUGUGAAUGAUUUGAAUCCUGAGAUAUUGGAUACGAAUCCGAAGUUAUACUUCCAUCUCCAGCAACAACGAUUAAUUGAAUAUAUUCGAGAAGGCAAAAUAACGGAAGCUUUAGAGUUUGCUCAAGAUGAAUUAGCACCCCGUGGUGAAGAAAAUCCCGAAUUUUUGGAAGAACUGGAGCGUACGAUGGCAUUACUUGCGUUUGAUGAUACUUCUGUUUCCCCAGUUGGCGAUUUGCUUCAUCCAUCACAACGUCAACGUACAGCUAGCGAAUUAAAUGCAGCAAUUUUGACUUCACAAAGUCAAGAAAAAGAUCCAAAGCUUCCUAGUUUAUUAAAAAUGCUAGUUUGGGCUCAAGAUGAAUUAGAUGAAAAAGUUCUUUUUCCAAGAAUGAAAAAUCUUGUUACAGCUGAGUUGAUUGAUACGAAUGACAGUGCUACUAACAAUACGACAAUAAAUAAUUCGUUUAUGUCAACAUAG
Messenger RNA from Racocetra persica, 747 nucleotides. NCBI's taxonomy places the organism in Eukaryota, Fungi, Glomeromycota, Glomeromycetes, Diversisporales, Gigasporaceae. The record is from the annotation of a GenBank genome assembly.